This is a messenger RNA of Trypanosoma cruzi, 1415 nucleotides long. RefSeq lists its product as uncharacterized. The record is from RefSeq and is a predicted model, not a curated record. The annotation marks the transcript as partial. Gene Ontology annotation, molecular function: protein binding. NCBI's taxonomy places the organism in Eukaryota, Euglenozoa, Kinetoplastea, Trypanosomatida, Trypanosomatidae. The transcript has a single exon.
AUGAACACUGGAACGCAAAAUAUAUUCUUAGACCAAGAUGGGCAGGGUGAGGAGCGUGGCCCAUCCGCGUACGUCAAACGUUUUGGUGGUGGGAGGCCGCGUGAAAUGAAUGGUUUGUUGCCGGAUUCUCUGCCAUCGAGCAGCAGCUAUGUGCAGUCACCAGAAAACACGCUGUGCAGCGGGAACGGGCCGCAACGGUCUUUAUUUGGCAUGCGGUUUGUUGGAAGUAGGGGAACGUCUGUCUCCAAACAGAAUUUUGGUCGCAAAGACAGGCGUCUCCUGCCGCUGAUGUAUCCAAAGGAUGAAGAAGCGUUUCUUCAAACUCUGCGAAAACCGACAUCGAGUGUGGAGUACCCCCAAGGGGAUUACGAUGGUGAUGAUGAUGACCCCAACGCCACAGAGGCCGUGGACGAUGAUGCCAGUACGGUGCAGCAGGGAGGCUGGACUCAGCCUCUGGAAGAAAGGUUUUCCCUGGAUGAAUUACGGCGUCUUAUGUGUUUUUUCUCAGCGGAUGCGGACUCUUUUGAGAACGGCAUGUUAGGUCCAAAAGCAGACGCCAAUCGUCGUCCUUUCAGCAGGAAAAUCACGGGAAAGAAUUUUAUGGUGAGGAACUGCUCUUCCUUGAGUAGACUGUCGGAGGAAGGCAAGAAGAUGGAGAAUACUGAACGGCAUCCCCAAGUUGAGGAAAGGGAAAAUUUGUGUGAAGAGCGCCCUCAGGAACAUUCCUCGGGUGUAUUUAUUGGACCACCUGCUGGUACUUAUCAGCCGGUACAAACAAAGGAAGAGCUUCAGCGUGCACUCUUUUCAUCUGACGGGCUGAAACAGGGUUCCGGGCACGAUGCGUACACACGUGUUUUAUCCGAACAGGAGUUUGCACAGGCGAUUAAAGUUGUUAUCCCCAGCGCCACGGAUGCGGAAAUUAUAGAUCUUAUGAGAAAGGUUGACUACGAAGCGAAGGGGUGCACAACUUGGGAUGAUUUCUCAACGUUUUUAGUCUCCCAAAGUCGUCACCGCUCCCAUCUUGCUAAUGGACCGAUUUCAGAGUUAUCCACAACACCUGAACCGAGCUAUUGCUUUUCGCACUCGCAGCAUAUAACGGGAACUUGCAUGGAGGCGGACACACGGCGUAAACUCCUAUUGACCGGUGGGUCCGAAGGCACUGUACGGGCAUGGGACCUGGAGACUCUGACAAGCCGUGGAAUUGUCUUUGCAGGGGACUGUUGGGUUGUUGGUGUGCACUGGGCGAAUCAAAUUCAAAGUAUCCUUAUUGUAACAAUGGAUCGUAGGGUGAUUGUUCUGGAUUCGAAAACCCUGGAGGUAAAGCGCCUCUACCGUGGGCGUGCAUUAGUCGACACUAUGGAUGGUUAUAUGUACGCCCAUGAUAGUGUACAGUCCCGUCAGGUGGGGGGGAAGAU